This is a messenger RNA of Myxozyma melibiosi, 960 nucleotides long. Its product is annotated as Aldo/keto reductase. The coding region runs from base 1 to 960 and encodes 319 amino acids. NCBI's taxonomy places the organism in Eukaryota, Fungi, Ascomycota, Lipomycetes, Lipomycetales, Lipomycetaceae. The transcript is spliced from 2 exons. The record is from RefSeq and is a predicted model, not a curated record.
AUGCCUGCCGUCGACGUCAUCCUGGGCACCGCCGGCUUUGGCGAGCACGGCAGAAUCACAACCCCCGCGCUCGCAAGAGACUUCCUCGACACCUUCACCGCAGCGGGGCACUACGUCGUCGACACCGCCUAUGUCUACCCGGGCGGCUUCCAGGGAGAGUCCGAGGCCUUCCUCGGCAUUCUCGAUGUAGCCUCCCGCGGCAUCCAGAUCGACACCAAAGUGCGCUCGUUCGAGAACCACGCCCACACCGCAGAGUCCAUCAAGCAGUCGGUCGAGAUCCAGUUCAAGCGACUGCGCGUCGACAAAGUCCGGACCCUCUAUCUGCACUGUCCCGACAGGUGCACUCCCUACAGCGACACCCAUCGUGCAAUGAACGACCUCUAUCUUGCCGGCAAGUUCGAGCGCUUCGGAUUGUCAAACUUCAAAGCCAGCGAGGUCGAGAUCUUUGUCAAAAUGGCCCAGGAGAACGGUUGGAUCAAACCGACCGUCUACCAGGGCAUUUACAACAUGUUUUCCCGUCUGAACGAGCAAGAGCUCUUUCCGGUUCUUCAUCAACACAAGAUCAAUUUCUUUGCAUUCAGUCCACUUGCCGUCGGUUUUUUCUCAAACGUCCGUCGCGGACAGGAACCACCUGCCGGUUCGCGCUUCGACCCGAACACGCGUCAAGGCCAACGCUCUCGGGAGCGAUACUUCAAAGACUCCUUCUUCGACGCGGUCGAGCGCAUCGACGCCGUCAGUCAGAAGUACAACGUCUCAAACAACUCUAUCGCCCUGCGCUGGCUCAAGCAUCAUUCUCAGCUCGCUGAUGGCGACGCAAUCAUCAUUGGCGCGAGCAAGAUCCAGCAGGUCAAAGAGAACUUGACGUCCCUUUCCGAAGGCGAGUUGCCCGAAGAAAUCUUGAAUGUCAUUAACGAGAUUUGGGACGAUAUCAAAAACGACGCCCCUGCUUACGCACGCUAG